UAAAGUGGUAUGCAUGUUAUGUUCCUAGUAGGUAUACACUGUACCUGGUACUGUUUCAGGAGGAGCAAAUCAUUGGACGGCUGGGAAUUCCGCAACACUCAAAGGAGUGAAGGUAUACACCAAUGUAUGAGUUGCCGAGUUAAUGAUGUGGAAUCAGGUUGAAUUCCUGUCUCUCUUAAGCUGCCCUCGUAUAAAUCCGCGAAAAACUUGUUUCUUUCCAGUCGCAUUUAGAACCGUCAUGUUGUUGUUGGGUAGAUCGUCGGUCGUCGUUUUACUCGCCAUCUUCUCAUCCUCGAUGUUUGGAACCUGUCGGGGAGAAGAAAUAUCAUUUCCAAUUCCAGUUCCGCCGCCGCCGCCACCGCCAUUCUCCUCUCAAAGUGUCGAUGAAUCUCUACCUGACUCCGGGCCUUUGAUCCAAAUCAUAUCCAACCAAGGUGACAUCCCAGAGUGCCAAAAGCAACCUCCGACCGUGAUUUCAUGUUCCAAAGCCAAGAUCAAUUUCAACAAGCUGAAUGGUGAACCAAUCACUUUACCUGAUGGAACAGAACUAUCCCUUAAAUAUGGAAACGACGAACUGAACCCAGGAGGGUUCUAUAACAGCGCCUUUUACGAGAGAUUUCAAGAAGAUUACGGAUCCUGUACCUUUACCUUUUCCAAGGAGGAAUUCUAUAUCAUAGGGAAUUGUCAAACUGGGAAAGGGUCUUACACCAUAGAGAGUUGUGGAAUUGGAUGCUUCUUAUAUUUGACUCGGGAUUUCAGUUCGAUUGGCUUCAUUGACCGAUAAUGAACGAUAACUUUGCCUUUAAACGUGUACCCACUACGUCGUGGGGAUGACCGCUCUUCUUUUCAUUCGAUUCCAUUCUUUCACCCGAUGGUUCAUGCGCCUUUCACUCCAAAUUGAUCCCGCUAGAAAUUAUGUCAGCUUGUUGUUCUGAGGCUGACGGAUACCAAUCCAAGAUCAAAAUGGCUCACCUGUUAUUCUAUCCGAACAAAAACGGAAAAAUACAAUCAGGCCUUUCCACCUUUCUCGUUAUUGUUGUCGUAAUUUCUUGAUCCUUUCAGGAAUUGUGCUGAUCCGUACGUAUAUUGUACAUAUGUUCAUCCUUUCCGUUUGUGAGUUCUUAGCUCGUGAUUUACCUGUUUUAGUCAUAUUCAUCUUAUUUAAUCUUGACGAGUGUGUGGUAUUUCCAAAUUGUAUUUAGUACGAGCAUAUAUCUCCAGGAUCUUAGCGCCUCAUUCACGCUCGUCAGGAAGAAAUGGAACCACGAAACCGACUGUUUUCUCUCUUUGGCAGAUAGCAAGUACGUAUAUAGAACGUAGACACCACACCACGUUCUACGAGAGGACAAUCGCCAGAUAAAACUACCCAAGAGACGCGUGCGACUGAAUGUGCCACGGCGUACGUAAGGACAAGAAAACCAAAGGCUCGUCAACGAGGACGCCGCGGUUAGAAGCGUGGAACCCAUUAGGUGAUGGAAUAACCAGCUUCGCUCAGCCAGCAGAACAAGGUAGGAGCGAAGACGUAUCAGACGUGUCCAAAUGGUCUUGAUAAUUCACGCAUUUGGGGGCGAAGCUUGAUCGUGGCGAGAAAAGUGUCCGACUGACUGUUGGUGUGGUAGGUUCGUGUUGGGUGACGCGUCCCUUGAUAACCUGCCUUGGUGCAUAGACUACAGUGACACAAGAUUGCUUCCGGUUCCGUGGAUUUCGUAAAUGGGCACUCCCAAGACGCUCGAAUGGGCCGCCGGGGGUGAGGGAAAUUGAGGAAAUGGCGAAAAGAAUCACCACACCGCACACACAAAGGACACGAAGAGGCGCAGGAAUGGCAGAUUUCCAUUGUGAGGAAAGUGUAGAAUAAAAAUGGACCAUCGCAACCCAUGCGGCUUGGCUCAAGUAGUCAUAGAGAUCCAUUUGGUGGCAAUAAUGUUUUUCGUCUAGCCUCGAAAUAAGCCAAGGAAAGUGGGAUCCUCAUGUGAAUGGUGUUAUUGGUCUGGGUGGCCUUCUUCAUCCUUUUUCCUCUCAUCUCGUUUUCUCCUUCCUCAGUUCCCGGUUCUUAUCGUCUUUGUGCAGUGUUGGUGGUAGUAGUAUUGGAGAGGGGGGGGGGUCAACAUGAUGUUUGGGGGCAUUCUCGGAACUAAUGGGGCUAUCCACCGGCCUCGAUUGUGUUUACUGGUUUGGUUUUUUGCGUCCAUUGUUUGCCCAUCUCAUGGCAUCGAUCUUAACUCGAGGCAUGGGUCCAAGAAUGGGGUUCGCACUAGAUUCGGCUUCGGCCGCCACGACGCCCAGGAUCGUUCCAACAUCAGUGUGGCGGUAGUCUUACCUUAUUCGACGUUCAUGGAGCGGGAGUAUAACAAACAAAUCCUCAAGGCAUCCAUGGGAUUAUCGGGUAUGAGAUUCCUGGACCAAUUCGUCGUUGCCCCGUACUUGGACAUGGUGCAGCCCAUUCCGGCACCCACGGAAGUUCUUCAAAAGAUCUGCGACAAUUUCUUGGCCAAUAACACAGCCGUUAUUCUAUAUUUCACCCAUAGCGAGAACUAUGGCCGAGAUUCGAUGGCCAGCCAAUACUUUAUGCAAUUGUCUCAGUACGUGGGGUUGCCUUUGAUUUCAUGGAACGCGGAUAACUCUGCUUUUGAACACGCGGCCAGCAGCGACCGCUUGCAAUUGCAACUAGCUCCCACGAUCAAGCACCAAGCCGCGGCCAUUUUGACGCUCUUGGAGCGAUAUGGGUGGAACUAUUUCUCCAUAGUGACGGGCGAAAUCGCUGGACAUCACAACUUUCAGCAGGUAUUACGAGAACUGGUCUUGCAUCGCCCGGAGGGUCACUCAAAGAAAGUGAUACUCGACACCGUUGUGUUCAAGGAAGCCUCUGAUUUAUCGGUUCUAGCCCGCUCUGAGGCCCGAGUGUUUAUUCUGUACAGCACGAACAUCGAAGCCAUUUCCAUCAUGAAGGAGGCCCGCCGUCUCCGACUCACGAGAAAGGCAUAUGUUUGGAUAGUGACUCAAUCUGUCAUCGGGAGCUCCCUUGACGCGCCCAGAGAGUUCCCUGUCGGAAUGUUAGGGGUUCACUUUAAUACGGAUAGGGCCACCAUGACAAGACAAGUCAAACCUGCCAUGGAUGUCCUGGCCCACGCUCUCGAUCGCCUCGUCACCGAUCCCAAUCUGAGUGAGACCGAGAAGAUGGCUGUCAUUCACUCCAACAUCUCGUGUGAUGGGCGAGGUCAAGCCAAAUGGGCCAAAGGAGAGCUUCUCUACCAGUUGUUGAGGAAUGUCAGCAUCUUGGACGGCAAAAGGGAUAGUCGAGAACCCGCGCUCGAGUUCAACAAGGACGGGUCCAGGAAGGCUGUGGAAUUGAAAAUUGUCAAUUUGCAACCAGAGGCCGGGGAUUUGGAGAACAGCCGAUGGGAGGAGAUUGGGGUCUGGAAAUCAUGGACCAAGCCGGCCAGGUCUUUGGAUGACAACCCACCGAAACUUGACACUGAUCACAAUACCAAAAACAGCAACAACAACAACAACAACAACAACAAAAGCAACAGCUAUUCCACUCCAAGUUCGGUGAAAAACGAGAAACUUGCCAGAGCCAAAUUGGACGAGAGGCUCACAUUUGGAGGUGGACUUGACAUCAAGGACAUUGUGUGGCCAGGGAUGGCUCUCAAACCCCCUGAAGGCAUUCCAGAAAAGCGAUUCAUUCGAGUCUCAUUUCUAGAAGAAGAUCCAUACGUGCUCCUCACGCCCCCGACGACAUGCGGAACAAACAAGGGUGUCGUAUGUCAAAUGGUCGACUAUUCCGAGUUGAUUGGGGUCAACACCACCGAGGAAAAGAGUAAAGUGAACUCAACCAUGUUCCAGUGUUGCUCUGGGUUCUGUGUGGAUUUGCUCCUCAAAUUCGCCCACGAUCUUAGCUUCGAUUUCCACAUGGUUCGAGUUCGCGAUGGCAAUUGGGGCGGAGUUGCCAAUGGGAAAUGGAACGGACUUGUGGCCGAGCUAAUCAAUCACGAAACCGACAUAGUCAUGACUUCGCUGAAAAUCAACUCUGGUCGUGAAAAAGUGAUCGAUUUCUCUGUGCCAUUUCUCGACACCGGGAUCACGAUCCUGGUGGCCAAGCGAACCGGCAUCAUCUCGCCCACAGCGUUUUUGGAACCUUUCGACACGGCCAGCUGGAUGCUCGUGGCCUUGGUGGCCAUUCAGGUGGCGGCAGGAUGUAUCUUCUUUUUUGAGUGGCUCUCUCCAGCUGGUUACAACAUGAAGUUUCAGGUUCAGUCGGAUCAGGGCCGAUUUUCAUUUCUCCGGACGUUGUGGCUGGUUUGGGCAGUCUUGUUCCAAGCCGCUGUGAAUGUGGAUUGCCCCCGAGGAUAUACGGCCAGAUUCAUGGCCCAUGUUUGGGCCAUGUUUGCCCUUAUCUUCUUGGCCAUCUAUACUGCCAACUUAGCUGCAUUUAUGAUCACUCGAGAGGAAUUCACCAACUUAUCCGGACUAGAGGACAGACGCCUUACGAAUCCACAAUCCACGAAGCCACCCUUUCGUUUUGGAACAAUCCCCAACGGAGCCACAGAUUACGUCCUCAAGAACAAUUUCCCCGAAAUGCACUCCUACAUGAAACAGUUCAACCGCAGCACGGUGAAAGAGGGCUUCAAGUCCAUUAAGACCGAUCAAUUGGACGCCUUCAUCUACGACGCCACUGUUCUGGAAUAUCUCGUCGGUCAAGACGAUGAAUGCAAUAUCCUGACCGUGGGCUCGUGGUACGCCAUGACCGGCUACGGCGUAGCCUUUCCCAAAGGAUCCAAAUGGGUGCCCCUCUUCAAUGAGUACCUCAUGAGCUACCGAGAAAACGGUGAUUUGGAACGCAUGCAGAGAUUUUGGUUCACGGGAGCCUGCGAACCCAAAAAGCGAAGACGAACCUCGAGUAAGCCAUUAGCUCUGGCCCAAUUCACAUCCGCGUUUAUCCUGCUGGGACUCGGCAUCAUUCUAUCUGGAGUGCUCCUUCUUUGUGAACACGGCUAUUUCAAAUAUCUGAGACCACAUAUGAGUGAAUUUCGUCGAAAGGACUGGAUUUCCCUCAUCAGCUUGAGCGUGGCCGACAGUCUAAAGGACGGGAACAAGGUCUUCCGCUCACCAAAGCUCAAAAGCCAUAGUCUGCCAGAUCAAGGGUGCAAGCAACGAAUCUCAGGGGCUCAGCACGAUUUGACCUCCGCCAAAGAGCGAAUCAAGCUCCUCGAAGGGCAAUUGCAACAUCUCCGAUCCAGAUUGCCGCUUCAAAGGCAAUCCAGCCAGCCAUCAGUGAUGAGUGACGACCACGCUCUGGAUUGCGUUUCUUCGGAGCAGGAAGACUUUGAACUGUCGUGCGAAGAUCGGGAUUGGCGUUUGCAAAUAUCCACUGAGCAAUUACUCAAACAAAUGCCUCGUCUUAGAAAGCUCAAGGGUAAUGGAGCCAAUGAAUUUGAAACUGUUCUCUGAGCCCAAGGUUGUGGGUUGUCUACAUAAGAAAUGUGUACAAGUGCACGUGUACAAGUAGCAUGUAUGAACAUUUUCAUUUGAAAAAAAUCACUCACAAAACGAAGAAAAAAAAGCAAGGGUUCGUUUUUGAAUCAUGCUUUUAUUCCCUUACUUUCGA
This is a messenger RNA of Tigriopus californicus, 5605 nucleotides long. Its product is annotated as glutamate receptor ionotropic, NMDA 2A-like. Gene Ontology annotation, molecular function: NMDA glutamate receptor activity; transmitter-gated monoatomic ion channel activity involved in regulation of postsynaptic membrane potential. Gene Ontology annotation, biological process: monoatomic ion transport; modulation of chemical synaptic transmission; synaptic transmission, glutamatergic. Gene Ontology annotation, cellular component: postsynaptic membrane; plasma membrane. The transcript is spliced from 5 exons. The coding region runs from base 2107 to 5448 and encodes 1113 amino acids. Lineage: Eukaryota; Metazoa; Arthropoda; Copepoda; Harpacticoida; Harpacticidae. The record is from RefSeq and is a predicted model, not a curated record.